Messenger RNA from Electrophorus electricus (electric eel), 1929 nucleotides. RefSeq names its product Rho GTPase activating protein 19 (gene arhgap19). NCBI's taxonomy places the organism in Eukaryota, Metazoa, Chordata, Actinopteri, Gymnotiformes, Gymnotidae. Gene Ontology annotation, biological process: signal transduction; regulation of small GTPase mediated signal transduction. The record is from RefSeq and is a predicted model, not a curated record. Gene Ontology annotation, molecular function: GTPase activator activity. Gene Ontology annotation, cellular component: cytoplasm.
AUGGCGUUUUAGUGGAAAAUUCAAACUUAACAUGGCGGCUGAGAAAGAACCUGACGAAAACAAACAGAGUAGAAGGGGAACAGUAUGUAAUAUAAUCAUAAGCCAGGAAAUGCAUCAAACCCAGCCAGUCAUCUUCAACCCUGAUUUUUUUGUGGAGAAACUGAGGCAUGAGCGACCCCAAGUUUUUACAGAGCUGCUGUUAAGUAACAUAACCAGGCUAAUUGAUCUACCUGGAGCGGAAUUCUCCCAGCUCCAGGGGGAAGCUGACCUCAAGCUUCCUGUAUCCACAGGUUUCCUCCGCCUACCAAGCUUCCUGAAGCGCAAAGAAAAAGGAGUGAUCUUUGGGGCACCCUUAACUGAGGAGGGCAUAGCACAAAUUUACCAGCUCAUUGAAUAUCUUGGAAAAAACCUGCAUGUGGAGGGCCUGUUCCGUGUUCCUGGGAACAGCAUCAGACAGCAGGCCCUGAGGGAGAUGCUGAACGGUGGGGCAGACAUAGACCUGGAGUCCGGGGACUACUACCCCCAUGACGUGGCCACGCUGCUUAAGAUCUUCUUGGGGGAGCUGCCAGAGCCGCUGCUGACUCACCGCCAUUAUCACGCGCAUCUAAAAAUAGCCGAGAUGACUCUGUUAGACGAGAAAGGCAAUAAAACGUGUGUCCCUAACAAAGAGCGUCAGAUUGAAGCACUGCAGCUGCUUUUCAUGUUGCUCCCACCUGCCAACCGCGCUCUCCUCAAGCUGCUCCUGGAUCUGCUCUACCAGACCGCCAAGCAGCAAGACAAAAACAAAAUGUCCGCCUUCAACUUGGCCCUAAUGUUUGCGCCGCACAUCAUUUGGCCAAAAAAUGUGACUGCGAAUGAUCUGCAGGAUAAUUUGAAUAAACUGAAUAAUGGCAUCGCAUUUCUGAUUAAGCACUCACAGAAGUUGUUUCGGGCACCACCAUAUAUCAAAGAUCAUGCACGGAUGCUCUUUGCAGGAUCAAACACUCCUCAAUCAAAGGACGACAUGGCACUUUACACUGGGGCGGUCAGCCGAGGCCUGUUGUCCUCCAAGCGGAACAGUGAUGAGCAAUGCGGCGGCGAGCAACAACACACCCAUGAGGCACUUCGCGACCUCUUCAUUCAUGUCAGCCACAUGCCUGAGUCUGCCAAGAAGAAGAAACUCAUUCGUCAGUUCAACAAGCAGGGAACUCCAGUACGGGAACUCUCCAAGCCUUCAAACCCGAAACAUAGUCGUUCCCGGUCCUUUGGGGGCUUAAUCAAGAAAAAAGUUUUGGGGAACCAGCAAACAGGUGAGAGAGCUGGAACCAGGGCAAGCCAAACCAAGGAGAUGACAAAAAAUAGCUCCUCAUCUCUGAAAAGGACUCCUCUUUCACCAGCCCAGCAGUCCAGUUUAAGCUUACCCUAACGUUAUUUUGGCAAGUAACCAUUUUGGAAAAGCUUUAGAUAAUAUAAUUAUUUGAACUUGGCCAACAAAGGUGAUCUCUCAGAUGCUGACUACGCAAAUAAGAAUUUCCAAAACAGUGUGAUUUACUUCAUUAGGUAAUUUCCCCAACCUGAAAAAUCUGGUUAAUUCAGAACUGCUAAUCUGUUUGUGAAAGAAAUAAAAAUAGAAAAAAAGGCAGUAUAUGCAAACCUAUAUACUCUCCUAUAAGCCCUAUAUUCACAUGUAGUAAUAAAGGUCAAGGUGAAUCCCUUUUCUGUGAUUUUGGCUACUAAGUGUACUUCAGCUUCCAUUAGUAUUUGAACAGUUGGCCCUUAAUGUAGGUCAAAAAGGUUUAUGUGAAUUUCAUGAGCAGUCUAGUGACCAGACAUGGCUUCAUUUCCGACCUAUCUGGAAGGUAAUCUAGGUCUGCUACAGUGAACUGUUCUUCAGUCUCUAAGAGUGUGAUAUCUGCAUUUUGGGGGGGGCUUUUUUUUUUUUUUUUUUGG